Messenger RNA from Lycium barbarum (goji berry), 2314 nucleotides. Its product is annotated as ETHYLENE INSENSITIVE 3-like 1 protein. Gene Ontology annotation, cellular component: nucleus. Lineage: Eukaryota; Viridiplantae; Streptophyta; Magnoliopsida; Solanales; Solanaceae. Gene Ontology annotation, molecular function: DNA-binding transcription factor activity; DNA binding. The transcript is spliced from 2 exons. Bases 307 to 2124 code for a protein of 605 amino acids. The record is from RefSeq and is a predicted model, not a curated record.
UUCCACUUUACUUUUAUGGCUUUGCACCUUCCUCUCUUCUUCUUUCCUAUAGGCAUAGCACCUGAAAACAAAACUGAAACAUCACUACAAACUCACCUAACAAUCUUCUCAAACCCCUUAAUUCUUUUUUUUUCUAAAUCAGAUUAGAGCCCUAGAUAAAGCUUCAACUUGCUUUGUUAAAGAAAAGCCUAAAUAUUUCAGAUCUUGAAGAAUUUGGAGUAUUUUGCUUGAUCAGUUAGAUCCUGAGCAUUGAUUUUGGAAAAGUUCAGUUUUUGAUAUAUCUCUGUGAAAUUGGUGUACAGCUAAAUGGGGAUAUUUGAAGAUAUGGGCUUUUCUGGAAAUUUUGAAUUCCUGUCUGAUCCUCUGGGAUGUGGAGGAGACGUGGCACAAGAAGUUGAACAUAAGCCAGCAGGGAUGGAGGAGGAGGAGGACUAUAAUAGUGACGAGGAGAUGGAUGUCGAUGAACUAGAGAGGAGGAUGUGGAGAGACCGAAUGCUCUUAAGGCGUCUUAAAGAGAAGAACAAGAAUAAAGAGGUUGGUGACGGUGUAAAGCAGCGUCAAUCGCAGGAGCAAGCCCGUCGAAAGAAGAUGUCUCGUGCACAAGAUGGUAUACUAAAGUAUAUGUUGAAAAUGAUGGAAGUUUGUAAUGCUCAGGGUUUUGUUUACGGGAUUAUUCCCGAGAAAGGGAAGCCCGUGACUGGUGCUUCCGACAAUCUUCGUGCGUGGUGGAAGGAAAAGGUUAGAUUUGAUAGGAAUGGACCUGCUGCUAUUGCUAAGUAUCAGGCUGAUAAUCAGAUUCCUGGGAGAAUUGAGGAAUCAAACGUGAUAGUUUCGACUCCCCACACAUUACAAGAGCUGCAGGAUACAACCCUAGGAUCCCUUUUAUCUGCUUUGAUGCAGCACUGUGACCCUCCACAAAGGCGGUUUCCCUUGGAGAAGGGGGUGGCCCCACCCUGGUGGCCUUCAGGUAAAGAGGACUGGUGGGGCCAGCUUGGUCUUCCGAACGAUCAAGUUCAACCUCCAUACAAGAAGCCGCACGAUCUGAAGAAAGCCUGGAAAGUAGGUGUUUUAACGGCGGUAAUCAAGCACAUCUCUCCUGAUAUUGCUAAGAUCCGCAAACUUGUUCGUCAGUCAAAGUGCUUGCAGGAUAAGAUGACAGCUAAGGAGAGUGCUACUUGGCUUGCUAUUAUCAAUCAAGAAGACGCUUUGGCUCGUAAGCUGUAUCCCGAUAGCUAUCCACAGGGCUGUUUAGCUGUUGGCAACGGUUCCUUUUUCAUCAGCGAUGCCAGUGAUUAUGAUGUGGAAGGAAUGGAUAACGAGAGAAACAAUGAAAUGGAACGUAAACCCACCCAUGAUAUCAAUCUCCAAAAUGGAAUUAUGGUACCUAAAGAUGGGAUCUUGAUGCCAGUGAAAGGAGAAAUUAUUGAUUUAACUUCAGAUUUUACGAUCCAAAAGAGGAAGCAACCAUCUUUUGAGGAGUCUGUUGAUCAAAAGAUAUAUACUUGUGAGUACCUUCACUGCCCAUACAGCCAUUAUCAAGCUGGAUUCCUUGACCGGACUUCAAGAAAUAACCACCAAAUUAGUUGUCCAUUCCGGUUCAAUUCUGCUCAAAGACUUGGUACGCCAAAAUAUCAGAUCAACAAUGAGAAUAAUACAGUUUUUUCUCCUCCUAAGCCAGCUGUCCCAUCAGUCACAGGUUCCUCGUCGGUGAGUGUCUCUGGGCUUGGACUCUCGGAAGAUGGCCAAAGGAUGAUUUCCGACCUCAUAACGUUUUAUGAUAGCAACUUUCAGCAAAACGGUAGCAGCAUCUGUUCUGGGAAUUCUGAGAUUCUAGUAAAUCAAAACAUGCAGCAGCAACAAGCAGUUGAACUUCCUAUGGAUGACAACUUCAACCUGGUAGGACCUAUGGAGACCGCAGCUCAAGAAACCAGCAUGCCACUGAAUUCUGCUUAUCGUUCGACAGAGUUUCAAUAUGAUCAAUGCAAAUUGCCCUUUGAUGCCCCAUUCGCUGGAAAUUUAAAUGAUAUUACUGAUUACAGAUUUGGUUCUCCGUUCAACUUGGGAGGAAGCGACUAUUCCAUGGAUCAGCUGGCAAAGCAGGAUAUAUCUACAUGGUACCUCUGAAAACAAGUAGUAAAUUGUCUUGUUGUUUCCUAUAUUAAGGGUUGAUAGGUUGUAUAUUUUUAGAUAAGUGACGCAGAGUCCUAUCCUUUAUAGACUAGUAGUAUUAUACUUCUUUGUGAUUUAGUUGAUGUUUUUGAUGGUUGUAAGUGCUGAGACAGUAUUAUGCUUAUGAAAUUAUGCUUUAAACUUA